Messenger RNA from Exophiala viscosa, 1130 nucleotides. RefSeq lists its product as uncharacterized. The record is from RefSeq and is a predicted model, not a curated record. Gene Ontology annotation, cellular component: nucleus. The coding region runs from base 93 to 1022 and encodes 309 amino acids. Lineage: Eukaryota; Fungi; Ascomycota; Eurotiomycetes; Chaetothyriales; Herpotrichiellaceae. The transcript is spliced from 2 exons.
GGCAACGUCAAUACUUGAUUCUUGUGUUUCUUGAUCGUAGUUUCACACUCUCUUCGCUUCUCGACCUUUUCCCCAGAGUUUCGGUUGCAGCCAUGGACACGCCCCUAAGUACUCGAAACAUCCUCGUCACAGGUGCCACCGGCAAGCAGGGUGGCUCGGCCAUAAAGGCUCUCUUAGCCAAUCCUCCUCCAUUCCCCUUCCACAUCCUCGCCCUCACGCGCAAUAGCACCUCGAAAACAGCCCAAACUCUCGCUGCCAACCCCAAGAUUACCGUCAUCGAAGGUGACAUCCACGAUGCAGGCGCAAUCUUUUCCAAAGCUGGUGGCGUUGGCGCUGUAUGGGGUGUGUUUCUGGUCACCAUACCAUCGAUGAAGAAAGAUGUCGAAGAACAAGAGAUGAAGCAAGGCAAGGAUCUGAUCGAUGCAGCUGUGGCGCACGACGUAAGACAUUUCGUCUACACCUCCGUCGAUCGGGGUGGGAAUGAGAAGUCCGACUAUAACGCAACGGACGUUCCACAUUUUGUGUCCAAGUAUAACGUGGAAAAGCACCUCUACGACAAAGUUCGUGGAACGAAAAUGACAUACACGGUUCUGCGACCGACAUGCUUCAUGGACAACCUGACUCCCGAUUUCCCUGGUCGAGUCUUCGCCACAAUGUGGGCGAAGAUGGGCGAUAAAGGGUUACAAUUCGUGGCCACCAAAGAUAUCGGCAUGUUCGCGGCUUUGGCGUUCUCGAACCACGAGUCGGACGACUACAAGAACAAGGGCAUCAGUCUGGCAGGCGAUACACUCACACAAUCACAAGCGAACGAGAUCUGCUGGAGAGCACUCGGGCGUCCAAUGAUUCGAUCCUACGAUUUCAUGGGCACCCUUUUGCAAUGGAUGAUUCCCGAGAUGGGCAUCAUGUUUCGCUGGUUUGUUGAUCACGGUUAUGGAGCUGAUGAGAUUCAAUGCAGGAGGUUGAACAAGGAUAUGCACAACUUUGAGAGCUGGCUUUUAGAAGAGAGUAAAUUCAAGCGGUGAUCAGGACCAAGUGCUUACGACAACGUCCACGGUGCGGCGGCUAUCUUCCCUCUCUUCUCACUCCUGGACAUCCCUGGUUGAUCUACUCGUGACUGUGGGGUAUGGCGG